This is a messenger RNA of Durusdinium trenchii, 867 nucleotides long. The record is from the annotation of a GenBank genome assembly. Lineage: Eukaryota; Dinophyceae; Suessiales; Symbiodiniaceae.
AUGGUGAUCAAGAGCCACAUCAAGAAGCUUAAACCCUAUCAGCCUCCACUGGAGGGUCGCAACCCUCAGAAGUACAUGCUUCUCGACUUCAACGAGCGCACGGUCGAAGUGCCUUCCUUCGUGAAGGAGGCGAUGAAAGACUUCAUCGAUCAAGGAGGCCUCCAGAAGUAUCCAGCCUAUGGAGCUCUACAGAGGGAUAUUGCCGACUACGCCGCCGUGGCGCCCGAGCAGGUGCUCUUUGUGAACGGCUCGGAUCAGGGCAUCGACUUGGUCGUGCGUUGCUGUUGCCCCUUCGGCUCGGAGGUCAUCAUCCCCUCGCCCACCUUCGCCAUGUUCGAGCAGGCCGCGGAGAGCGAGGGCCUGGUGAUCCGAAGGCCGAACUUCACCAAGGAAGGGGGCUUCCCCUUGGCCGAGGUGCUGGAGAUGGUGAAUUCCAAGACUGCUCUGGUGGUGCUCAGCAAUCCCAACAACCCCACGGGCACGGAGAUCCCUCGCGAGGCUAUCAUCCAAGUGCUGGAGACGGUGAAGUGUGCUGUCUUGGUGGACGAGUGCUACUUCGAGUUCAUGGAUCCCAAGAGCACCGUGGUGGGUGAAGUGGAUCGCUUUCCGAACCUCUUCGUGAGCCGGACCUUCUCAAAGACCUGGGGCAUUCCCAGUUUGCGGCUGGGAUACCUGGUAUCCACCAAGCCCAACGUGGAUGCCUUGACCUGCGUUCGCGGACCCUACGACAUCAACCAGAUUGCCGUGGUAGGCAUCACCGCGGCGUUGAAGCAGCGGCAGUAUGUCUUCGAGUAUGUGCGGGAGGUGAUGGAACCUGGGCCUCGAAAUCGACACAUGUCCGUCUCGGUGAGUCAGAUGCGCCUCUGA